ACCGAAUACAUGAUCCGACUGGCGGGAGUUCAUUCCAUUAGCCAAAAGACCCAUUUCACUAAUCGCAGAGGCUGGGAGAGGUGGUUUAGAAAAAGAACAUGAAUACAAGAUAAAACAGGUUCGGCAAGUAGUAGUUAUGGCUUAUUUUUGACCCGUGCACAAGGUAGCAGCAUAUGUAAACAAAUUUGAAAAUCCCGCCCAUUCCGAAGCAAACCUCUCCACAUACGCGUCUAUUGUGGAAGCAUUUGGCUCGUAAGCUUUACAGGUAAUCCGGUUCUUCAAUAUUUUGGUUAUUCCAACAAGCUUGAAAAAAAAGCUAGGGUAUGGAGGUGCCUAUAGUUGGGAGCGACGCAGUACAGUGGAUUGAAGUGAAUGUUCCCAGAACUGCGCCUGCCCAACAUGACCCGUGCGCCUCUCCACCGCGCGAUGCAGCUGGGUGUUUUGCCAUUGCCUCUUCUUCCGAGUACAUUAUCUGGCGUGUGCAUAAAGAUUUGCCGAAUGUGUUGGAGUUAAUGGAAUGGUCAUUUCGGCGGGAACCUCCAAGAUAUGGCUUGCACAUUACUUUCCAGGAUUCUCUUUUUCCAUUUGUAUCUAUUUUCAAGCAUCAGAUGAAUAACAGUGCUGGAAAUUUGUUACUUUAUGCCAUAACGACUUCGGGAUUUGCAUAUCUGAUCAAAUUAAAGUCUUUAGCUGCUUAUCGAUCUGGAGAAAUUUUACAUAACAAUGAGCUGAUACAGCUUGAUUUAUCUAAGAAUCUUGUUUGCUUAGAUAAAAUAACAGCAGUAACAGUAGCUGCCGGCAUAUUGUGUGUAGGAGGCCAGAAUGGGUCUAUUUUGUGUCAUCAACUUGGUCAACUUGAUCAAAGUACUCAUGAUACUUCCUUUGAGUUGAAAGAUGCAGACGGUGGAUUGGGACGUUUAUGGGGACUUGUUUCUAGGGGAAAGACUAUUGGUAUGAUUAGGAGUUUAGUGACAUCAGAAACACAUGGAAAAAGGUUGCUGUUUGCUCUUCAUGAUGAUGGAAAUCUACGUAUAUGGGAUCUGGCUAGUAGAUCAAGAAUUUUCAGUCACUGUUUAGGCUCUUCUGACUUGUCAGGUUUUGGACCAAGUAUGCUAUAUGUUGGGGAGAAAGAUGCUAAUGGAACUGUAUCAGUGUUAGCUCUGUACAAAAGCUUAUCGGAAGCCAAUUUAGAGAAAAUUGUUCUAUGCAAAUUGGAUCCCUUUUCUACUGAUAUUGGGGGCCGAAGUGGUCAGUCUGUGCAGCAACGGAGUAUACCUUUGGAGCAGGGCAAAGUUAUUGACAUGAGGUUAUCUUCUGAUGGAUUAUGGGUACUCAAAGAGUGUGGUUCAGCUCUUUACGAGUUAUUUCAUAUAGAUCUGGAAUUAGGACGUGUUUGUAACUAUGUUCUGCAAGAAAGUUGCAUUGCGAAUGAAAUCUUGCAAAGUUCAGAAUUUGAUGUGGAUAAUCUUAUUUUGGUCCACCACUUCAUAUAUUCAUCCUUUAAGAAUGAAGUCCCUCCUUCAGUAUCAGCCAUUUUUCUCCGUAGGCUAAUGCAAUCAGGUGUUGGACAACGUCGUCCACUUCAGGAAGUUAUGGAGACCCGUAAGAAGCAUUUAAGUGAUUCUGACUUCCGUUCUCUUACAGUAGAUGGUUUGCGUAAGGAGAUUCUGACUGUCAUAGAGUGUGAGGGAAUUGGGGAUAAUCAAAUUUCUUUGUCAUAUGAAUGGAAAAGUUUUUGCAAUAUUUACAUGCAGUCUUGGUGUCAUAACAAUGUGCCAUAUAGUUUGCUUUUUGACUCCUCAACAGGAGGCAUUGGAUUGAUAAGAAGGCACUCUCUUUCUUUGAAUCGUAGUCUGUGCGACAUUGAACAGAUAGUACAUGGAAUGCCUAUGGUUGAUGGAAAAAUUUCUUCACUCCCUUCAGACUGGAAGCAUAAUAUAAUUGAUACUGAGAUACUUGAUGGGAUAUUGAAGUGCACUGGCAUCAUAUCAAGAUAUUUAGGGAAAGCUGCUCUUGCUGUUUUCUAUGAAGCUUUGUUAAAGCCGUCAAGUGUUACAUUCCAGUAUCUCAUUUCUCGCUUCCUAAGGAUUUUAGAUGUUGGAUAUGAUUUUUCGGUCUUAAAACAACGUAAUUCACAUCUUGGCGUGGACUUUGCACGUGAGAAGGAACAUAAGUAUCACAGCCAUCAGAGAAAAUUUUCUCUUAGUAUACUAUUUUCUCUACAGGCAUUAAGAGAUAAAGCAGGUGGCUGGGAUAGAGUUCUGAAUGUAAUUGAAAAGUUCUUGACUAGCAUUGUACCUGAAAAUUUUUCCUAUGACAAAAGAUCUGCAGCAAGGGGCAUAUUAUACAGUGUAAACACGACAUUGUUGGUGCAGACAAUUUCUCAGGUUGCAGAAAUUCAAUUUGAGACUGCCCGUGACUUGCUUCUACUUCUUGGUUAUGUGCUAAAAGUUAAAGGACAGUUGAACAUAGAACCUGCCAAUGUGUCAAGAAUAGAGCUUCAGAUGAUUCCAAGGGUCCAGGAUAUCGGAACACGGUCUUUCUUGCUUUACUGGAUGAGUACAACGUCUACUGAAGCCCCACCCGUUGAGGACUUCAGCUUACAGCUUUCUUCACUUCAUAUUGUAGGGGAUGGCAAAAAUGAAAACAGAACCUGGGAAGGAAUGCUUGGUACAGGUGAUCUCACCCUCACUGGUAUACUCAUUUUUGGGUAUCCUUCCUCAAAGAAUCGUGCAUCAUGGAUGAGCACCAUGCAAAGUCCUGAUGAAUUGCUUAGUAAUGCGUGGAAAUUCACAAGUUGGAUUUUUUGGGGUGAAAAUGGCAGUCAGUUAGAAAGUCUUUCUAUUCGUGUCAUUGCUCUUUCAGCAAUACUACUUCAAUAUGGUCAAUAUGGUGUUCUUGAGAACCUCUUUGUUACUGUUGAUGAACAUUCGGAUCAGCAAAAGCUUUCAAGAAAUACUGAAAGCAUGGAUGGGGAGUGGUGUGCGCGUCUUCAUCUCUUGGGAUUUUGUCUUCUUGCUCGUGCUCGCUUAAGACUUCAAGAAAAUAUAAAAGAAAAACAAAUUGAAGAAGCAAUUCACUGUUUUUUCAGGGCUGCCUCUGGAGAAGAGGCCAAUCAAGCAUUGCAGGAGUUGACCUUUCAAACAGGUUUACAACAUUCAGGCCCCAAUACGACAGCUGCUUGGAAGCUUCACUAUUUUGAAUGGGUGAUGCAGAUUUUCGAUCAACAGAACCUGAGUGCUGGAGCAUGUCAAUUUGCUCGUGCAGCAUUGGAGCAAGUUGAUGAAGCUCUUGGGGUAAUGGAUCAACUGGAUGAUGACACCUCACUGGAAACUGCAUCUAACAUCAAAGGCCGACUUUGGGCCAAUGUUUUUAAAUUUUCAAUGGAUCUCAAACAGUAUAGUGAAGCAUAUUGUGCAAUAGUAUCAAACCCUGAUGAAGAGAGCAAGCUUAUUUGUCUUAGGCGGUUCAUAAUCAUGCUUUGUGAAGACAAGGCAACUCAGAUUCUUUGUGAUCGUGAGCUACCUUUUGUUGGGCUUUUGGAAAGAGUAGAGAGAGAAUUGGUUUGGAAGGCAGAGUGCUCAGAUAUAACAGCAAAACCAAAUCCUUACAAGCUUCUAUAUGCAUUCCACACAUAUCGCCACAAUUGGCGCAGAGCAGCUGGUUACAUUUAUAGGUAUACAGUUCGCAUGAAGGAGGAAGGUAUAUUGAGAGUGCACAUGGAAUUAUCUUUUACAUUGAAUGAGAGAUUGCAGGGGCUGAGUGCUGCUAUUAAUGCUUUGCACUUGGUUGAUCCUGCAUAUGCUUGGAUUGAUUCUGUACAAGAGAGCUCUAAUGGAUUGGAUCGGCAUUCACCUACUAAAAGAGCACGCAAAUAUAUUGAUGUGACUUCUGUAAUCACUGCUGAUGAGACGGGAAAGCAAAAUUAUGCUAUUGAUAUUGAACAACUGGAAAAAGAGUAUGUGCUGACUUUGGCACAUCUUGAACUUGCGGCUGCAAAUGUCAAGCAUUCUUCGUUAGGAGGAAAUAUACAACCAGCAGAUCUGGUUUUGCUAUUGAUACAGUCAAACUUAAAUGACAUGGCAUUUACAGUUAUUUUCAAGUUUUGGAAGGAUUCCUCAUUAAAAAGGGAACUGGAAAUGGUUUUUCAGAUCAUUGCUCAGAAAUGCUGUGCAAGUAAAUCCACCUCUUUAUUAUUGAGGGAUUCACUUGCGAAUGUUCUUCUUAUACCUUCUUCAGCUAGGGAAGAUGAAAUUUCCAUUGAUCGGAUGGGUAACAAUGACUUUCAAACUACACGAUAUAUAAAUUCAAAGACUAAAUGGAAUAUGCUUCAAUUAUAUCUUGAAAAAUACUUACAUAUACAUCCCCGACUUCCAGUUGUGGUUGCUGAAACUCUGCUGCAUGCGGACCCUCAAAUUAAGCUGCCUUUGUGGCUGGUGGAUAUGUUCAAGGGUGGAAGGAAAGCAACUGCCUGGGGAAUGGCUGGGCAAGUGUCAGAUCCUGCAGCAUUGCUCCGGUUAUAUAUAAACUAUGGAAGAUUUUCUGAAGCUACCUACUUAUUGCUCGAGUAUAUAGAAGCAUGGUCUUCUCUGAGACCAGCUGAUAUUGUCAAACGUAAAAAAAUGUCUGCUGUGUGGUUUCCAUAUACCUCAGUUGAACGCUUAUAUUGUAUUCUCUCUGAGAUGAUUAACGCUGGCCAAAUGAUUGAACAGUGUGACAAGCUCCAGAAAUUAUUGCAUGGGGCUCUUUUAGGUCACCUAAAACAGUUGAAGGUGGAUUCAGACGAUGCACAAUCUUCUGCCCUUUGAUAUGAUGGCAAAUAUUAUAGCAAGAAGUAUAGUUCUGCUGGCAACCCAUGUUAAUUGGGCAAUUCCUUGCAAAGGCAAGGCCCAAAACAUAGAAAGGCCUUACCAUAUGGCAUACCUUUUUAUUAACAUGGCGCUAUAGAUAUUGUAAGACCUGGUUUUGCUGACAGAAUAUUUCAUUAACAGUAUCUGCUGGUUAUGUUUUAAAGCAGAUUGAGGGUUCUUUGUAGAUUAAUAGGCAACAUCUUUGCAGAUUUCUUCAAGUUAUGCCCUGCUGGUGUAUAUCUUAGGCAUGUACAAUAAAUAACCUAGUUUCUUUACGGUGUUUCA
Cryptomeria japonica (Japanese cedar) is the source of this 5135-nucleotide messenger RNA. Its product is annotated as nuclear pore complex protein NUP160. Gene Ontology annotation, cellular component: nuclear pore. NCBI's taxonomy places the organism in Eukaryota, Viridiplantae, Streptophyta, Pinopsida, Cupressales, Cupressaceae. The transcript has 27 exons. The coding region runs from base 324 to 4808 and encodes 1494 amino acids. Gene Ontology annotation, molecular function: protein binding; structural constituent of nuclear pore. The record is from RefSeq and is a predicted model, not a curated record.